GGAGAGCCCUGGCGGCGUCACCGACAAGAAGAGGAUUAGCUCAGAACGCAGAAAAGAGAAGUCAAGAGAUGCAGCACGGUGCCGAAGGAGCAAGGAAUCGGAAGUGUUCUAUGAGCUGGCUCAUCAGCUGCCCCUGCCCCACACCGUCAGCGCGCACCUGGACAAGGCAUCCAUUAUGAGGCUGACCAUCAGCUACUUGCGCAUGAGAAAGCUGCUAGAUGCUGGUGAGCUGGAAACAGAAGCCAAAAUGGAGAAGGAACUGAACUGUUUCUACUUGAAAGCUCUGGAUGGAUUUGUCAUGGUUCUGUCUGAAGAUGGGGACAUGAUUUACAUGUCUGAAAAUGUGAACAAGUGUAUGGGACUCACUCAGUUUGAGUUGACGGGGCACAGUGUGUUUGAUUUCACUCAUCCAUGUGACCAUGAAGAGCUGAGAGAAAUGCUUACACACAGAAAUGGUCCUGUGAAAAAGGGCAAAGAGCAGAACACGGAGCGCAGCUUUUUUCUCAGAAUGAAGUGCACGCUGACUAGCAGGGGGAGAACAGUGAAUAUAAAGUCUGCUACGUGGAAGGUACUCCACUGCACUGGACACAUUCGUGUGUACGACACAUGCGGUAAUCAAAGUCACUGUGGCUACAAAAAGCCUCCCAUGACGUGUCUGGUGCUGAUCUGUGAACCUAUUCCUCAUCCGUCAAACAUCGAGGUCCCUUUGGACAGUAAAACAUUCCUCAGUCGUCACAGUCUUGAUAUGAAAUUUUCCUAUUGCGAUGAAAGAAUUACAGAAUUGAUGGGGUAUGAGCCAGAGGAACUCCUGGGUCGCUCUAUUUAUGAGUACUAUCAUGCACUGGAUUCUGAUCAUCUGACCAAAACACACCACGACAUGUUCACAAAAGGGCAGGUGACAACAGGACAGUACAGAAUGCUUGCUAAACAAGGUGGCUAUGUCUGGGUUGAAACUCAAGCAACUGUUAUAUACAACACUAAGAAUUCUCAACCACAGUGCAUAGUAUGUGUAAACUACGUGCUGAGUGGGAUUGUUCAGAAGGACUUAAUUUUUUCCCUUGGACAAACUGAGUGUAUGCUGAAACCAGUGGAGUCUCCUGAUAUGAAAAUGACCAAAAUAUUCAGCAAAGAUGACCUGGAUGAUACCAACAACCUAUUUGAAAAACUUAAACAGGAACCAGAUGCUUUAACUGUGCUGGCCCCAGCUGCAGGAGACACAAUUAUCUCACUAGAUUUCAGCAGUAAUGAGUCUGAUGAACAACAAUGUGAUGAAGUUCCUUUGUAUAACGAUGUAAUGCUCCCCUCAUCCAGUGAGAAAUUGCAGAAUAUAAAUAUGGCAAUGUCCCCACUACCUGCCUCUGAAACUACAAAGCCACUUCGUAGCAAUGCUGAUCCUGCACUCAAUAGAGAAGUUGUAUCAAAGCUGGAGCCAAACACAGAGCCACUCGAACUCUCUUUUACCAUGCCUCAGGUGCAAGAGCAACCAACCAGCCCUUCUGAUGCAAGCACCAGCCAAAGUUCACCUGAGCCCAGUAGUCCCAAUGACUACUGCUUUGAUGUGGAUAAUGAUAUGGCUAAUGAAUUCAAACUGGAAUUAGUGGAGAAACUAUUUGCAAUAGAUACAGAAGCAAAAAAUCCAUUUUCUACUCAGGAAACUGAUUUAGAUUUGGAGAUGUUGGCUCCUUACAUCCCAAUGGAUGACGACUUCCAGUUGCGAUCCUUUGAUCAGCUCUCUCCACUGGAAAGCAGUUCUUCCAGCUCCCAGAGUGCAACCACCAUUACCAUAUUUCAGCAGACUCAGACAUCAUCAAAUACUGCUGAUGAAAUAAAGCCAGCCACAGAACAAGUGGAGGACGUGAAGACACUAAUUGUUCCUUCAUCUCCUGUCCACGUAGUCAAUGAAACGAGUAGUGCCCCAGCAUCACCUUACAGUGGGAACAGGAGUCGAACUGCAUCUCCAGUCAGACCAGCAAAAGGAACACUGGAUCAGACAGAAAAAUCUUGUCCAGGAGCACCCAGUUUGCUAACAGUCACUCUGAAUAAAAGAUCUACUGCAAUGGAUGAAGAACUAAAUCCAAAGAUGCUAGCUUUGCAUAAUGCUCAGAGAAAACGAAAAAUGGAACAUGAUGGUUCACUUUUUCAGGCAGUUGGAAUUGGGUCUUUAUUCCAGCAGACAGGUGAUCGUGGAGGAAAUGCAACGCUUGCUUGGAAACGUGUAAAGGGAUGCAAAACAAAUGGUCAUAGUGGAGUGGAGCAAAAGACAAUCAUUCUACUAUCAACUGACAUAGCAAGUAAACUCCUAGGGCAAUCGAUGGAUGAAAGUGGACUACCCCAGCUCACGAGUUACGAUUGCGAAGUAAACGCUCCCAUACAAGGCAACAGAAACCUGCUACAGGGUGAAGAACUGCUCAGAGCUCUGGAUCAAGUUAACUGAGCUUUCACAAUACUUGUUCCUUUUUUGGACACUGGUGAAUCAUCACCUAAAGCAGUCUAUUUAUAUUUUCUAUAUCUGAUUUUAGAAGCCUGGCUACAGUACUGCACUAAUUCAGUUAGUUCAGUUUUGAUCCCCUUUCUACUUAUUUUGACAGUCUUUUUAAUAUGUUCUUUAUGUAACAAUAACUCAAACUAUAGUGCAUUUUUAUAAUUCUUUGGUACAUACACUUUUAAGUCCAUUACAUUUAAAACACACUUGCAAUAGCAGCUUUGAAAUAUGCACCUGAUUUAAAAGAAAAAAAAAAAGUAUUUAUUUUUUGGCUGGGGAGUUGGUCACCAAAACUUGUCAUUAGUAAAAUGUCAACACAGGUGAAACUGGCAACACUUCCAUCCUGCUUUUCAUAGGUAGAUGGAAGACUUGUGCUCUCUUUAUGUUCAAAUGAGUUUUUUAUUUUAAUAGUUUUUAUAAGAAACAACAAUGCUUUGCAGCAGUGCAUUGU
Molecule: messenger RNA, 2933 nt
Organism: Indicator indicator
Lineage: Eukaryota; Metazoa; Chordata; Aves; Piciformes; Indicatoridae
Gene: HIF1A
Product: hypoxia inducible factor 1 subunit alpha
Exons: 15
Coding region: 176-2434 (752 amino acids)
Biological process (GO): cellular response to hypoxia; regulation of transcription by RNA polymerase II
Cellular component (GO): nucleus
Molecular function (GO): DNA-binding transcription factor activity, RNA polymerase II-specific; RNA polymerase II transcription regulatory region sequence-specific DNA binding; protein binding
Source: RefSeq, a predicted model, not a curated record